ACUACGUGGCUCAACACCCCCAAAUACUAAAAUGAGAUUGCAGAUUCAGGAAUUAUUGCGUGCCCUAAAAAAGAUCAAAUGAUCCGUGAUCAUAUUGUUAUUUUCACCAAUGCUAGGUUUGAAUUCUGUGUGUUUGUUUGAAAGGGAACGAAUUCUGUGAACGGUUGGCAUUCUAUGGGUUGAGCUCGAAUCUGGAGGUUUAUUUGAAGGAGCGUCUCAACCAACCCAACAACACUGCUUCCAACAAUGCCUCCAAUUGGAUGGGGACGUGCUACAUCAUGCCAUUCUUCGGAGCCUUCGUGGCCGAUGCAUUUCUUGGAAGAUAUUACACAAUAGCAAGGUUCUCUAUCAUUUAUGUCAUUAUUCAGGGGAUGGCAUUGUUGACAUUGUCAGCAUCUGUGACCGGCCCGAGACCAGCAUGCCAUAGGAAAGACGAUUGUCACGCGACAACAGUGCAAUCUACAGUUUGUUUCAUCUCACUUUACUCCAUUGCACUCGGAACUGGUGGGCUUAAGCCCUUUGGAGCAGAUCAAUUCGAGGAAGUACAUGAGGUUGAGAAGAAGCAUAAAAGCUCCUUCUUCAACUGGUUCUACUUCUCGAUUAAUAUUGGCGCCUUGAUAGGUUCUUCUGUCCUAGUUUGGGUGCAAAUGAACAUUGGCUGGGAAUGGGGAUUUGGCCUCCCCACACUGGCCAUGGCAAUAGCUGUUGGGUUUUUUUUUCUCAGGCACUCAUCUGUACCGUAAUCAGAAACCCGGGGGAAGCCCUCUCACACGCAUCGGCCAAGUACUGGUAGCAUCUUUCAGGAAGUAUCAUGUUGAAGUUCCUGCUGAUGAGGAGUGGUUGUAUGAAACAGCUGAUGCUGAGCUUGCAAUCAGAGGAAGCCGAGCACACCAAAGAUCUGAUCAAUCACGCUAGCAACUAAAAUCAUUUACAAACUGAACGUUUGGUAUUGGGAAACACAGAUUCUUCGACAAGGCUGCAGUAAAGAUGGAAUCAGACCACAUAAAUGGCUCCCUGGAUUCGUAGAGGCUUUGCACAGUGACACAAGUCGAGGAGCUGAAGGCCAUCGUACGACUUCUUCCAGUAUGGGCGACCGGGAUCAUCUUUGCCACAGUAUAUUCCCAAAUGAGCACUUUGUGUUGAUCAACAAGCCGCGAUCCGUGAUCUCAAGUCACUGGACCGUCAAGCUGAUCAAGCUGCAGUGCGUUGUGCGCAAGCCAGAACAACCACGAACUCCAUGAGAGCUGAAGCUGAGAAUGAGACAAAGAAGAGUAAGGAGCGUGCGGCACAAAAGGAGCCAAUGAUCAACCUUGCACGUGUUGAAACCACGGACAAGCCAGCUAAGAUGGAGGACCACAUGUGUACUUGGCUCGACGUGGUGUUGCGCGGU
Messenger RNA from Salvia splendens (bonfire salvia), 1390 nucleotides. RefSeq names its product protein NRT1/ PTR FAMILY 8.1-like. Gene Ontology annotation, cellular component: membrane. Gene Ontology annotation, molecular function: transmembrane transporter activity. The coding region runs from base 261 to 743 and encodes 160 amino acids. Gene Ontology annotation, biological process: transmembrane transport; oligopeptide transport. The record is from RefSeq and is a predicted model, not a curated record. Lineage: Eukaryota; Viridiplantae; Streptophyta; Magnoliopsida; Lamiales; Lamiaceae. The transcript is spliced from 2 exons.